CCAGGUACCCAUAAAAUGAAAGUGAAGAUAAAUGGACAGAAACUUGCCAAGAGUCCAUUUUCUAUUCUGGUCAAAGCACGAGAGUUAAAUGUUGUAGGCAAGCUGGAUUUUCAGAGAAAAAUGCUUCAAGGUCCAACCGGCAUUGCAGUGAACAGUAAAGGUGUUAUUGCUGUGGCUGAUUCUGAAGGUCACUGUAUCCAGGUAUUUGACGAGACAGGAAAGUUUGUGCGAAAAUUUGGUUCUCAUGGAGACGAGAAUGGACAAUUAAGAAUUCCAGUCGACGUCACGUUCCUAAACGAUGACGAGAUUCUGGUGGCGGAUCAAUAUAAUCACCGAAUACAGCAGUUGAAUGUACAGACAGGGAACUUUGUGAAAAGCUUUGGAAAAAAGGGAAGUGGAGAUGGAGAGUUUGAGAAUCUUGCAAGUGUUUGUAUUACAAGUGAUGGGCGUUUUACUGUUGCAACGGAUUUUAAGAACAGCAGAAUUCAGGUGUUUACAAUGGAUGGUGAACCUGUGCUUAAGUUUGGGGACAGCGGCCCAGAAAGGCUAGAUAAUCCUGUCAGCUGCGUUUGUUACGAGGAAAAGUUCAUUGUAACUGACAGGAAUAAUAACUGUGUUAAAGUGUUUGAUGAGAAAGGACAGUUUUUGUUCAAGUUUGGAGAAAAAGGAAACGGUGAUGGACAGAUGGAUAUGCCGUUUGGCUUAUGUGUUGACAAACAUAACAACGUUUUCUUAUGUGACAAGGGGAAUAAUCGAGUUCAACAGUUUACAUUGGAAGGAACUUUCAUUGGAAAGACAAGUACUAAUAUUCAAUUUGGAUGGUUCUGGAGCGUUACCCCAAUGCUAGAUGAUCGGAUUUUGGUCACAGAUAACAAAGGGAACGAAGUUUACAUUCUGAAAUGA
Messenger RNA from Pocillopora damicornis (cauliflower coral), 903 nucleotides. RefSeq names its product E3 ubiquitin-protein ligase TRIM71-like. The record is from RefSeq and is a predicted model, not a curated record. NCBI's taxonomy places the organism in Eukaryota, Metazoa, Cnidaria, Anthozoa, Scleractinia, Pocilloporidae.